AUGCUUAACGAUCUUAAGUUUUCACCAGCUUUUAAGUCUUUUGUUGAUACCUCGUUUUUCCAUGAAUUAUCAAGAUUAAAACUUGAAGUGUUCAAGUUAGACUCUGCUGAGAAAGAAUUGUUCUCUGCACUAGACCUUGAAAAUAUCACUUCUAACACUGUUUCACUCUCGCUUAGAGAUGACAGUUUCGAUCCUGUUCUCAAUAAUGAGGCAGUGACUUUGAAAGGGUCAGUGUUGAAUUUUAAUACUAUCGAAUCAUUCAAAUCCUGUGACAAAGUAAAGUUUAUCAAGGAAAAGGGACAGCAAUUACUAGAACAGGGCCUCAAGAAUGGUCUCAAAGAGUGUGUUAGGUUUUAUGUCAUAAGCUUCGCCGAUUUGAAGAAAUAUAAGUUUUAUUAUUGGGUUUGUAUGCCUACUUUCCAGUCUGAGGGGUCAUCGUACGAAAUAAUCUCAACAAAAUCAAUCGAAGAUGGUGUAAAGAAGGAUAUAUGGGAGCAGAACAGCUUUAUCUCCUGUGUUGUGGAUGGAAAGAUUCAGGAAGCAUCACCUCAGUAUCUCAAAGUAUGUCAGAAAGUCAUCUUCAAGGACUUCAGUCGGCUGAAGGGCAUUCCUGCCGCAGUUACUAAGAACUUUCUAACGGUUUGGAGUCAAAUAUCCACAAGGAAUACGUACACCAUAUGUUUCCUUCGUGAUGAUAAUUCCAGCUUCGCGGCAGAGAUCAGAGUUACCGGGAGCAAUACAGGAUGUCUUAAGGUCAGCGGUUGGGAGAAAAAUGGUCUUGGAAAAUUAGCUCCGAAAUCGGCUGACUUAAGCUCAUUGAUGGAUCCCGUGAAGAUAGCAGAACAAUCCAUUGAUCUCAAUCUCAAGCUAAUGAAAUGGAGGAUUGCUCCUGACAUUGAUCUAGAAAGAAUAAAGAACAUUAAAGCAUUGAUCUUGGGGUCAGGUACCCUAGGUUGCUACGUGGCUAGAGCUUUAUUAGCUUGGGGUACUCGUCAUGUAACUUUUGUCGACAACAGCACUGUCUCUUUCUCUAAUCCGGUAAGGCAACCAUUAUUCAACUUUGAAGAUUGUGGGCGACCAAAGGCCGAAGCUGCCAGUGACUCUCUGAAGAAGAUAUUUCCUUCUGUCGUUUCUGCAGGUUAUCAAUUGGAAAUACCAAUGAUAGGACAUCCUGUAUCGAACGAAAGCAAGCAGAGGAAGGAUUAUGAAAUUUUGGACGAGCUUAUAAGGACGCAUGAUGUUAUAUUUCUUUUAAUGGAUGCACGCGAGACGAGAUGGCUUCCCUCGGUGCUUGGACGAAUGCAUGAAAAAAUAGUUAUUAAUGCGGCCCUUGGUUUUGACAGUUAUUUGGUAAUGAGACAUGGCAACAAUAAUGACAACCUGGGUUGCUAUUUCUGUAACGAUAUCGUGGCCCCAAGUGAUUCUCUAACUGACAGAACAUUAGAUCAGAUGUGUACUGUAACUAGACCGGGUGUUGCCCUAUUAGCGGCUUCCCAGGCUGUUGAAUUAUUGGUGACAUAUCUUCAGCCUUCGACGAACGUGCUUGGGUCAGCUCCGCAUCAAAUACGAGGAUUUCUAAAUGAAUUUAAAACUGUAAAACUUGAAACACCGGCAUAUCAGCACUGUUGUGCAAGCAAUGAAAAUGUCAUUUUAACUCUAAAGGAAAACGGAUGGAAUUUCGUGAAACAGGCGCUAGAUGAUUAUAAGUGUGUGGAGCAAUUAAGUGGACUGUCGAAGGUGCAAGAGGAGGCUGAAUUGGCAAUUCAAGAAGAUAUUUCCUUUGAUGACGACGAGGAAUUGUCAAUAGAGUGA
Messenger RNA from Kluyveromyces lactis, 1812 nucleotides. RefSeq names its product Atg7p (gene ATG7). Gene Ontology annotation, molecular function: Atg8 activating enzyme activity; Atg12 activating enzyme activity. Gene Ontology annotation, cellular component: phagophore assembly site; cytoplasm. The record is from RefSeq and is a predicted model, not a curated record. The coding region runs from base 1 to 1812 and encodes 603 amino acids. Gene Ontology annotation, biological process: C-terminal protein lipidation; cellular response to nitrogen starvation; autophagy of mitochondrion. The transcript has a single exon. NCBI's taxonomy places the organism in Eukaryota, Fungi, Ascomycota, Saccharomycetes, Saccharomycetales, Saccharomycetaceae.